AUGAAUUUUGUAAUUGGUAUUUCAAUUUUUGUUAAUCUGAUUAUUUAUAGCUCUGCAUAACAAGGGAAUAGUGUAGCGUGCUCUUAACCUUGUAAUUGCAGCAAUCAGAAUUGUGGAACAUUUCCUGGUUUUCUUUGGGUGCAAGGUGUGAACACUUAGUGCUCAAUAAAUGAUUGUUCAGCAGCUCCAUUUCCAUUAACUGGUCUAACAGAUAUAUUUUGCGGUUCUUGUACACCGUUUCAAAAUGCUAUUUAUGCUAACUCUGCUGGUUUUGCUUGCGUUGCUAGUACUCAAAGCUGUACUUCUACAUAAGGAUGGACAAAUUAAAAUUGCUAAUUAUGCAAUUCUGCAACACCUUAUGCAAAUGCUUCUUUGACUGGUUGUGUAAAUUGUAGUUCUACAUCUGGAUUGACAGAUUCUGUUUGUGCAAUAUGCAACCCAAGUGCUCCUUUUGCUUCUGGAGAUACUACAAGUUGUGUAAAUUCAUCUCAAUCAUGUUCCGCUAGUUCAAAUGUCAAAGAUUCUGAUUGUGCUAUCUGUUUUCCAUUAAAGCCUUAUGCAAAUAUUGCCUAAACUGCAUGUAAAUCUGUAAAAUGUCGAGGCAGAGAUCCUAAAAAUCCAGGUUGGACUGAUAGUGACUGCAAAUAAUGUUAUUCUCCAGGAUCUAAAGCAAAAAAAGAUGGUUCAGGAUGUUAUAAUUGUUUUGCUACAAGCGGGAUGACAAACGAAUUAUGCUAAGUGUGUUUCGGAACAGGAACAGGUGCUUUUCAAUAUGCAAACUCAUUAGGUACUUGUGUUUCAGUUAAUUGCUCAAAAACAAGUGGAUGGACUGACAUUGAUUGCUAAGCAUGUAAUCCAUCUACUCCUUAUUCAUCAAAAAGUGGAAGUAUUUGCUAAUCCUUCCCAAGUAACUCUCGAAUCCUAGUCUUUUCCUUUAUUUCUUUUUUAAUUUUUAUCUUUUGA
Tetrahymena thermophila SB210 is the source of this 963-nucleotide messenger RNA. RefSeq names its product cell surface immobilization antigen. The record is from RefSeq and is a predicted model, not a curated record. Lineage: Eukaryota; Ciliophora; Oligohymenophorea; Hymenostomatida; Tetrahymenidae. The transcript has a single exon.